This is a messenger RNA of Tripterygium wilfordii, 682 nucleotides long. RefSeq names its product extensin-like. The transcript has a single exon. NCBI's taxonomy places the organism in Eukaryota, Viridiplantae, Streptophyta, Magnoliopsida, Celastrales, Celastraceae. The coding region runs from base 165 to 605 and encodes 146 amino acids. The record is from RefSeq and is a predicted model, not a curated record.
UUUUUUAGUCAAUAACCCCAAAAAGACUAACACAACCCAAGUCCUCUAAUAGGGACACCCCCAACAAUUAAAGCUCACUCAUUCUCAACAACUUCUACACUCAAUUUCCUUUAAUUUCACUUCUAUCCUCUGUCUCUCUCUCUCACUCUCUCUUCACCCCAAACAUGACGGCGAAAUUAUUCAACCUCUCUCUCUCCCUACUCUUCUUGACCUCAAUUUUCAGCUUCACCGGCUCUGACGAAGUCUGCCCUUACCCCUGCUACCCACCACCCACAGGCACCGGCACCGGCACUCCGACAACUGAAACGCCGCCUGCCCCGGUGGCUCUGACACCUCCUUCCCCUUCAGGGUCGUCCUCUUACCCUCCACCGGGAGAAUUCCCUCCUCCGAGUGGGAAUCUACCAUACUACCCCACACCUCCCUCCGGUGGUGGUAGUGGUUAUUAUGUGCCUCCACCUCCGGACCCAAUCUUGCCCUACUUUCCAUUCUAUUACAGGAAACCUCCACACAAGACUGAUGAUGAAUCUUCUGCUGCCUCUGUGGGAAGAUCAAUGGUCCUGAUUUUGAGUCUAAUGUUUUUGUCUACGUUUCUUCCAUUGAUGUAAGUCGGUGCAAGAAAAUGUUAGCUGUCAGUAUAUAAUUUUCAUAUGAGAAUUUAAGUGUUCUAGGAUUUACUCUUGAA